GCUGGCGCCACAAGCAAUGCUUCUCGCCCUCCCUGUCCUGACUGCCGCGUUGGUGGCGGGCCCGCGCGCCGAGCUGCCCGUGCAUCAGCAGAUGCGGGCAGCCGCAGCACCGCUGCGCGUCUCGACCGCGCGCAUGAUGGCGGACCCUGCGCCGCCGCCCGUGGCGCUCGACGCCGAUAUGAGUGAGAUGGAGCUGGCGGAGCAGGCGGCCAAGCUGGACGCCCUCUCGGAGAAGUGGCGCAAGCGGCAGGCGAGGGAGGAGGACGAGGGCGCACAGCUGGUGGGGUGGAGCAAGGCGGCAGAGAUCACGAAUGGGCGCUUCGCCAUGUUCUUCCUCCCCGUCGGCCUCAUCACCGAGUACUACACCGGCGAGAGCGUCCCGCAGCAGGUGUACACGCUGCUGCAGACGCUUGGCUUUGUCGAGUGAGCAGCAGCGCGUGGUGCAGCGGGUGGGCUGUCGCCGUUGUGAACAGUGAGUUGGACAUGUCAUGUGCUGCCUGGCUUCUCGUGCGCUGUGGGAAUGCUCGGCUGACCAGUGGCGGGGCGGGCCUUGCCGCGCCGCGCUAGCUCCCUAGGCCUAGCUAGCUCCCCCUCGAUGUGAGGAGUGAGCCCUCCGCUCGACCCAGACGGUGCACGGAGCACGGUUUCCCAUCUCCGCACUCCGGGGUGUGGAACACAUGGUGCGUCGGCUGGUGCGGUUUAGACACAGACCAACAAAAA
Molecule: messenger RNA, 720 nt
Organism: Emiliania huxleyi CCMP1516
Lineage: Eukaryota; Haptophyta; Isochrysidales; Noelaerhabdaceae
Exons: 2
Coding region: 17-427 (136 amino acids)
Source: RefSeq, a predicted model, not a curated record